Molecule: messenger RNA, 200 nt
Organism: Geodia barretti
Lineage: Eukaryota; Metazoa; Porifera; Demospongiae; Tetractinellida; Geodiidae
Source: the annotation of a GenBank genome assembly
UGAGGUUCAGCUGAUGUCAAAUCACUGCUGAUAUUCUGUACCCAUCCAAACCCUGAUAGAAGCAAAAAAAGUUCUGUUCCAAACACAGAUGUCUGAAUGAGAGAGUAUCAGCCAUGCUCAAUGUUGAAACCUGCUGGCCAACACUACCAGAACCACAACCAAGUCCAGUGAAGCAUGGCACGGUGCCAGUCUGUGCAGAA